Molecule: messenger RNA, 207 nt
Organism: Blepharisma stoltei
Lineage: Eukaryota; Ciliophora; Heterotrichea; Heterotrichida; Blepharismidae
Source: the annotation of a GenBank genome assembly
AUGAAUGAGAAACUGUUCGGAUUUUUCGAUAGAAUGAAUGUGGCACAAAUUGAAUUGAUUGCUGCAACGAGAGACUGAAAAGAAGCAGAGCCAAAGGACCAAAGAGGGGAAAAUGCAAGACUGGAGCAGCAUCAGAGGAAUAACAGAGCAGGAAUUGGAAUAGAAUCUGAAUUAGAAUUCGAAACGAAAAAUUGAAGCAAAAAAUAA